AUUUGGAACAUAAUCCAGCAAGACACUUAACAUGAAUGAGCCUGAAUUAGGUAAGGUUUAGAUGCAGGUGAGUCGGUCCGCUUCAAGGGGUAUAAUUCAAGUACCUAACUGCAAAUUUCUCUUUGUUCUUGAACCCGCGAAUUGGCCAUUUGGAUCCAGUUACACAUCCCCUGCAUUAACCCUCUUCUUCUUCUUGUACUCGUCCAUUCCAUUAGGAUUUUGGAGAGGAAAAAAAGUCUCACCUUUGACUGGUUUUUUACAAAGCAAAAGGACCUUGUAGACGAAUUUCACAGUGCUGCUUGGAUUACUGCAAUUGCAAUUCAGGUUUUUUCACAUUAUGAAUUAAUCCCCUGGCUCAUGAUCAAUAGAACCAUUAACUUGUAUCUCUGGCAAAGGUUCAAAAUUUCGCCCUUCAAGCAGUAUUCCACAUACUCUUCAGAAGAUCAAAACCAAAAGCUGAUUACCUUGUUACAGUCAUGCAAAAAAAUCUCUGAAACCACUCAAAUCCAUGGCUUAAUGGUCAAGAAUGGUCUUGACAACACACCGUUUCCAUUGAGCAAAUUGCUUGCACACACUUCAAUACAGGAUAUCGAGUAUGCAGCCUCCAUUUUCAAGCAUGUACAGAGCCCGAAUCUCUAUAUGUUCAACACCAUGCUUAGAGGUUAUUCAAUCAGUGAUGACCCUAGAAGAGCUCUUGUUUUGUUCAAUUGCAUGAGGGCUCAAACCCAAAGUCAAGAUUUCAUGCUUGACGAAUUCACUUUUGUUUCAACUUUGAAAUCUUCAGCUCGUUUAUUCACUUUUUGGACUGGUUCUGGAAUUCAUUCGGUUGUUUUGAAAUCUGGGGUUGAUUUGUUUCUAAAUGUCAAGAAUUCUCUCUUGCAUUUCUACUGUGUUUGUGGGCGAACUAAGGAGGCCCACCAGUUGUUUGAUGAAUUUAGUACAAAGAGAGAUUUGAUCUCAUGGAACACAUUAAUGGGUGGUUAUCUUGGUGCCUUUCAGUAUGAUAUGGUUGUGGAAUUGUUUAGGAAAUUACACGGGGAUGGUUAUAGUUUUGGUGUGACUACAAUAUUAAGUAUCUUGUCAGCUGUUGGUGAAAUGAGAAAUGUUCUCAGAGGGGAAUGUCUCCAUGGAAUUUGCAUCAAGAUUGGAUUUUUAUUUGAUCUGAGUGUGGUAACUGGCUUGAUUUCCAUGUAUGGGAAACAUGGUUAUAUUGAUUUUGCUCGUCAAAUUUUUGAUGAAAUUGAUAUUGAGAAAGAUAUUAUAAUGUGGAACUGUUUAAUAGAUGGAUAUGCUAAGAAUGGUCUGUUAGAAGAAUCAUUAGAAUUGUUAGGUUCAAUGAAGCGUGAAAAGGUGAAGCCUAAUUCAUCUACCUUGGCGGGGUUGCUUUCUGCUUGUGCUUCAUCUGGGGCUCUUACUGUAGGUCAGUCGAUACAUGAUUACGUGAAGGAACAACAGCUAGCUCUGGAUGCGGCUCUCGGGACAGCUCUAGUAGACAUGUAUGCUAAAAGUGGGCUGCUCGGGAAGGCUGUCCAUGUCUUCGAUAGGAUAGAGAGCAAAGAUGUGAAAUGUUGGACGGCUAUGAUUUUGGGUCACGGGGUACACGGGCAGGCAAAUGAUGCAAUUACACUCUUUCACAGGAUGGAGGAAGAGGGUUUCCAGCCUAAUGAAGUUACUUUCUUGGCAGUUUUGAUCUCUUGUAGCCAUGGAGGUCUAGUGAAGGAGGGAAUGAUCUAUUUCCGGAGAAUGGUGGAAAUGUACGGUCUUAUGCCAGAAGUUGAACAUUAUGGAUGUAUAAUUGAUCUCUUGGGUCGGGCUGGGUUGCUGGAGGAUGCAUAUGAGAUAAUUAAAGGAUUGGUAAAUGAGGGGGAUGGUACUGCUUGGCGUGCAUUGCUUGCAUCAUGUAGAAUCUAUGGCAACGUGGAAUUGGGGAAACGUGUGAAGCGAAAACUGGAGAAAAUAUGUGAUGAACCUUCAUCUUUUAUAAGUACAAAAUCAACUAUCAACUUGCAAUCAAAGUUCAACUCUUCAAUAAGUGUUCUAGCACAACCAAUGGUUGCCAAGUAA
Molecule: messenger RNA, 2064 nt
Organism: Olea europaea var. sylvestris
Lineage: Eukaryota; Viridiplantae; Streptophyta; Magnoliopsida; Lamiales; Oleaceae
Product: pentatricopeptide repeat-containing protein At1g26900, mitochondrial-like
Exons: 3
Coding region: 358-2064 (568 amino acids)
Biological process (GO): RNA modification
Molecular function (GO): RNA binding; protein binding
Source: RefSeq, a predicted model, not a curated record